AUGGCUGGCACAUUCUGUCGUCUCUUGGCUGGCCGUGCAACCACUGCACUCUUUGCAGCUGCAGGCACAGGGGUGCUAACCACCGGCUACCUCCUUAACCAGCAAAAUGUGAAGGCUGCUGUUCAGGAGAAACGGAAACUCUUCCCACCAAGUGCAGACUACCCUGAUCUCCGCAAACAUAACAACUGCAUGGCUGAAUGCCUCACGCCAGCAAUUUACUCUCGGCUCAGGGACAAGAUGACUCCCAAUGGCUACACCCUAGACCAGUGCAUCCAAACUGGUGUGGACAAUCCUGGCCACCCUUUCAUUAAAACUGUGGGCAUGGUUGCAGGUGAUGAAGAAUCCUAUGAGGUGUUUGCUGAGAUUUUUGACCCUGUCAUUAAAGCAAGGCACAACGGCUACGAUCCACGGACUAUGAAGCAUCAUACAGACCUGGAUGCAUCCAAGAUCACCCACGGUCAAUUUGAUGAGCGCUAUGUCCUCUCGUCGCGGGUGCGGACUGGCCGCAGCAUUCGGGGGCUCAGCCUUCCUCCUGCCUGCACCAGGGCAGAGCGGAGAGAGGUGGAGAACGUUGUGGUCACUGCACUCGCUGGGCUGAAAGGAGACCUCUGUGGCAAGUACUAUAGCUUGACCAGCAUGUCCGAGAGGGACCAGCAGCAGCUUAUUGAUGAUCACUUUCUCUUUGAUAAGCCAGUAUCCCCUUUGCUAACAUGUGCUGGGAUGGCACGUGACUGGCCAGAUGCCAGAGGAAUCUGGCAUAACAAUGACAAGACAUUUCUCAUCUGGAUUAAUGAAGAGGACCACACCAGGGUGAUCUCCAUGGAGAAGGGUGGCAACAUGAAGCGGGUGUUUGAAAGGUUUUGCCGUGGCUUAAAGGAGGUGGAAAGAUUAAUUAAAGAACGGGGCUGGGAAUUCAUGUGGAAUGAGCGUCUUGGGUAUGUUCUGACCUGUCCUUCCAACCUGGGAACUGGUUUACGUGCUGGAGUCCAUGUUAAGCUACCCAGGCUAAGCAAGGAUCCUCGGUUUCCAAAAAUCCUGGAGAACCUGCGUCUGCAAAAACGUGGCACUGGUGGUGUGGACACAGCAGCUGUAGCAGAUGUAUAUGAUAUCUCCAACCUGGACCGCAUGGGUCGCUCGGAGGUGGAGCUAGUCCAGAUUGUCAUUGAUGGAGUCAAUUUUCUAGUUGACUGCGAGAAGAAACUGGAAAGAGGUCAAGACAUCAAAGUGCCGCCACCGCUGCCCCAGUUUGGCAGGAAGUGA
Melopsittacus undulatus (budgerigar) is the source of this 1260-nucleotide messenger RNA. It is a transcript of the gene CKMT2, whose product is annotated as creatine kinase, mitochondrial 2. Gene Ontology annotation, cellular component: mitochondrion. Gene Ontology annotation, molecular function: creatine kinase activity. The coding region runs from base 1 to 1260 and encodes 419 amino acids. Gene Ontology annotation, biological process: phosphocreatine biosynthetic process. The record is from RefSeq and is a predicted model, not a curated record. The transcript has 9 exons. Lineage: Eukaryota; Metazoa; Chordata; Aves; Psittaciformes; Psittaculidae.